Molecule: messenger RNA, 534 nt
Organism: Malassezia restricta
Lineage: Eukaryota; Fungi; Basidiomycota; Malasseziomycetes; Malasseziales; Malasseziaceae
Product: ER membrane DUF1077 domain protein
Exons: 1
Coding region: 1-534 (177 amino acids)
Biological process (GO): protein folding in endoplasmic reticulum
Cellular component (GO): EMC complex
Source: RefSeq, a predicted model, not a curated record
AUGUCGUCGUCGCCACUUUCGUCAUGGUCUGUCCGGUACGACAGCAUCGAGCCCAGCGUCACAAAGCUGUCCGCUAUACCUGAUGCGCUGAUUGGAUACAUGGAUCCGAAAACCAUGUCCAAGUACGAGCAUAGCAGCUCGAAAAAAGUCGGUGUCGUGGAGACAUCGGGCAUUCAGCAGGCCAAGGCGUGGGAGCUCGCCAUGUCUCCGGCGAAGACUUUGCCCAUGAACAUGAUGAUGAUGUGGAUGAGUGGUAGUAGCGUGCAAAUUUUCAGCAUGAUGGUCGUGGCCAUGAUGAUCACCAACCCCCUCAAGGGCAUCACCUCGAUGAACCAUGCGUUUGCCCCCUAUCGCUCGCCGACGCACUCGCUUCUCCCACAAAUGAUCGUAUUUGUCCUAUGCCACCUGAUGGGUGUGGCACUCGGUGUAUACAAAUGCUGGAACAUGGGCCUACUUCCGACCGAAAGCAGCGACUGGCUCGCAUGGUACGAGGCACCAAUACCCCUGGAGGUGUCUGCUAGUCUAGCUAUGUAG